AUGCUUCUGGUGUCGGUCGAUAUUGGCACCGCCGCCUACACUGUCCGAAUCACUGAUUUGGCCAACAUUUGGGUCGAAAACCUGGACCGGAAGGCCAUCUUCAUGAGGGGGUGGAGCGAGAACACAAGUAUUGACCCGAGUGACACACCGGAGAAUAUGGCCAAAUUCCUUAGUAGCUUGAGAUCGGCCCUAGAUCCCACUCAACCGGGUCAUGAGCAGACUGCUCUCACCCUGUCACCAGGCUCUUCCACAGAAGCUGGUGAUGACGGCUUGACCCUCCUGGUUACUUGCCCGCUCCCAGGAUUUCAGCCCCUGAAGUGGCCGAUUCAUCUUAAGAAGUCUCCUCCAUCGGCUAUUGCUACUGACUUCGUCUUACCCCUGCUUGAGGCACAAUUCGCUAGAAAGCAAGAAGUGGAAGCGCUGUUACAGGAGUUGAGUCACAAAGAUACAGUCAUUACCAAGCUAGCCGAUAAGCUGGAAGCUACAGGGACUGGCCUGGAGCAUGUUUUCACGGCUCUUUCGGGGAAGAAGAAAGUGGCGAGAAUCGCCGCAGAAGAGAAAAUAAAGGGACUGGCCCCCUUUCGCAAACAUACUUGGAAAGAGAGUCUCAAAUCAUAUGACAACAACCCAACCAAUGUUGGUGAUCUUGCAAGGAAUGUGUUUGAUGGAGAAGGCCUGAACAAACGGUGUUUGAUACAGGUAGACGCUUCUCCAGCACUGGAUAAGUGGUGGCAUGAUUUCAAGGGCACGUCACAACUGGUGCAUCGUAGCAAACAGCAAAGAACGUCUUCUGCGAAAAGAUCGCCAUCACCAGCUACCAAAUCGACAAACGUGGAAGAAGAUGAUGACUUUCAAGUCCAACCCACACCUCCUCAUCUUCAGUCAAAAAACAAAAGCUCGCCUAUAGCCAUUGCUGAUGAUGCGUCAACAGAAGGUGAGGAGGAGCUGGCAGUGAAACCUCCACCACAGCCCAGUGCAAGGAACCCUGAAUCAUCACAAGAUACCAAGACAAAUGGCUUGCGGGCAACGACGGCACCAAUCUCAGUAGAUGAGGAUGAAACAGCAUCUGAGGCUAGUGAUGAUGAAAUGAGUACAACUCACGGCCCAUCUUCUUUUUUACCCGCGCCAGCUCCUUCCAAACCUAUCACCAAAGCAGGAGGCCUAGGGCGCAUCGGCGGCGCUGCGGCAAAAAUGCGUGCCAUGGAAGCAGCAGAAACUACCGAAAUGAAAGAGAACAUUGAGAACCAGACACCUACAAAGCCUCAUAUGCCAAAGAAACUGGGAGUUAUCGGAAAGAAACCUGACACUGGAGGCUCCAAAACGUCAAUAGUGGAUAGCACUGCAAAGCGAGGCCGCCCAGCUGAGCGUGAAGAGUCCCAGAAUGAGGAUCAGCUUAGAGAAACCUCACAGGAACGCGCUGAUCGAAGACGCGAAGAGUUGAAGAACGAGCUUCAGAGAAAAGCGGCAGCUGGCCCUGCCAAAAAGAAGAGGCGGUUCUAA
Molecule: messenger RNA, 1500 nt
Organism: Trichoderma asperellum CBS 433.97
Lineage: Eukaryota; Fungi; Ascomycota; Sordariomycetes; Hypocreales; Hypocreaceae
Biological process (GO): double-strand break repair via nonhomologous end joining
Cellular component (GO): nucleus; DNA ligase IV complex
Molecular function (GO): DNA end binding
Source: RefSeq, a predicted model, not a curated record